CUAAUCAUGCGCCGUUUGCAUAAUGAAAACUGUUGUCAAACAUCCACCAUCUUCUCAUCUUUUUUUAAAAGAGUCUAGUGUGAAAAAUAAGUUAAUAAAUCAUAAAAGUGACGGUCAGUGAUGGAUGAUCCAACAAGAAUGAUGGCUCACGCUGGAGGCGGACUCAUGCCUCCUCAAACUUAUGGAAUGAAUCCCCAGGGGGAGACCCCCACUGGGGGUGAAAACGAGCCUAGAAAACAAGACAUUGCAGAAAUUUUACAACAAAUUAUGAACAUAACAGAUCAAAGUUUGGACGAAGCUCAAGCAAGAAAACAUACUCUGAAUUGUCACAGGAUGAAACCAGCCUUAUUUUCGGUUUUGUGUGAAAUAAAGGAGAAAACAGUGUUGUCGUUGAGGAACACCCAAGAAGAAGAGCCACCAGACCCCCAACUGAUGAGGCUGGAUAAUAUGCUUAUUGCUGAAGGAGUGGCUGGUCCUGAAAAGGGAGGAGGAGCAGGGGCAGCAGCAUCAGGUUCUGCUGCAGCUCAAGCUGGACAACCGGAUAAUGCAAUUGAACAUUCAGAUUACAGAGCAAAACUAGCCCAAAUCCGCCAAAUAUAUCACCAAGAACUAGAAAAAUAUGAACAGGCAUGCAAUGAAUUCACAACUCAUGUUAUGAACUUACUAAGAGAACAGUCCCGCACUAGGCCAAUUACCCCCAAAGAAAUCGAGAGAAUGGUGCAAAUUAUCCAUAAGAAAUUUAGUUCCAUCCAAAUGCAAUUGAAACAGUCAACAUGUGAAGCAGUGAUGAUUUUACGAUCAAGAUUCUUAGAUGCUAGGAGAAAAAGGAGAAAUUUUAGUAAACAAGCAUCAGAAAUUUUAAAUGAAUAUUUUUAUUCUCAUUUAUCCAAUCCCUAUCCAAGUGAAGAAGCUAAGGAAGAACUGGCAAGGAAAUGUGGAAUAACCGUUAGUCAAGUAUCCAACUGGUUUGGUAAUAAGCGAAUUAGAUAUAAGAAAAACAUCGGCAAAGCCCAAGAAGAAGCCAAUCUUUAUGCAGCCAAGAAGGCCGCUGGAGCAUCGCCAUAUAGUGGAACGCCAACCCCAAUGAUGUCACCAGCGCCUCCACAAGAUUCCAUGGGUUAUUCUAUGGGAUCAGCUUAUGAUCAAAGUUCUGCAUAUGAUGCAAGUAGUUGUGGUUAUGACCCUAUGCAUGGACAACAAUUAUCGCCCUAAAAAGACACUCGAGUGAAAACUUUUCAGAUAGGAAGCAUGCUAUCUACCAUACCAGUGUUUGAAAGGUCAGUUUAAAGUUAAUGUGUAUUUUUAUCAUUCUAAACUAUUGUUUAUGAACUCGUUAUUGUUUAAUGAUACUAUUGUUGAAAAGAGAACUAACAAACUGGACUAAAACAAAUUUUCAGUGGAAAGGUUAUGUAUCUGUCAUAAAAUUACAUAACCUAUGCUGGUUACCGUAGGGCAGGCAAAUUUUUAUGCACACCAGUUCUAACUCUUUGGUUGUUCUAUGGAAACGAAUGAUUUUAACAAUUUGAAUCAAUUUUAUGUAUCAACUUGGGUAUAGUUGGCUCACUUGUGCUGUUUAUGCUGUUUUUAGUCUUCCAAAUAUCUUUAUCAUUUUUUUUUCAAUCUUUGAAAUCUCAACCGUUUAUGAAUUAGAUGAAGGUGGAACUUUGACUAAGAAAUGAAGCCUCUUUAGAAAUUCCAAAUUUACGGAAUUUCUUCUGAGGUUUCGUUGGUUUGAUAUAUUCCGGAUUGCAUUCUUCCUAUCUAGUGAGCUGUUGCAGAAACUGUAAUAUACAUUUGUAUACGGAUUACAAAAAAAUGUUUCAUUAAUUCAGUGCCGUAAUGCUUCAUUUGUGAGUACAUAGUUGUAAAUUCGAUCAUUCUUGAUUCAUGUGUUUUCUAACCAUUAUGAAAGCCCUGAGGAAGCUGUUAACUCCACAUAAUUUUUAUAUCCAGUUGGGGAACCCUGCGUGUUAUAUUUCUAAAUGGAGAUUAAACUGAGAUUAUUUGUUUAUAUAUAUACAUAUAUAUAUUUUGCGAAGUUUAGUGAGAUUAUUUUGUGUAAUUAUAUUCUCUUUGUGACGAAGUCAAACUGAAAAUUUUAUGUAUAUUUUCCAAGUAUUGUCAUUGAUUGAACAUAGUUUUUUUGCCGAACCAAUCUGUAUUUUUACAAAUUGGCUAACUCACAUAUGUCUAAAUAGGUCUAAAAAAUAGGUGUAUGUUGAAACGAGACUAGAAAAUCAUGAUUGUUUUGAUGUCAUUCUGGAGACUAUUGUAUUAUUUGACCGCUUUAAGUGAAAUAUAUUAUUUUAAAUCAUUAA
Molecule: messenger RNA, 2318 nt
Organism: Coccinella septempunctata (seven-spotted ladybird)
Lineage: Eukaryota; Metazoa; Arthropoda; Insecta; Coleoptera; Coccinellidae
Gene: exd
Product: homeobox protein extradenticle
Exons: 1
Coding region: 121-1212 (363 amino acids)
Biological process (GO): neuron development; regulation of transcription by RNA polymerase II; embryonic organ development
Cellular component (GO): nucleus
Molecular function (GO): DNA-binding transcription factor activity, RNA polymerase II-specific; RNA polymerase II cis-regulatory region sequence-specific DNA binding
Source: RefSeq, a predicted model, not a curated record